CUCAAUGUUCUUUAUACAAUAAUUAAUACAAUUAUAAUUACUUCAGUUUCAAAACGUGACUCCCUUUACCUAAAUUUCGUAUUACCGAUAAAAUAAAUAUUGUAAAUAAUUAUAAUUUUCAUAGGUUUAAAAAGAAAAUCAGUGCAUGCUUGUUUAAUAUUACAAAGUUUGAAAAAAUUGAAAAAUAUAAUGAUAUCUUAUAUUAAUUAUGUAAUGUACCAAUUAAUCGAGAUGGAAAAAACUGUUAAAAGCACAGGUACAAAUGUUCAGAGGUAGCUAAAGAGGGGGAGUCAAUAUAAAGCAGCUCCAUUCUUCUGGAGGAACAAUAUUAAAGAAGUCAAUGCACUAUCAAGACUGUGCAAAAUCUAGUCAGAUAAAUAAACGAAUUUAAUAUUUAUUUUUAUCGUACGAGAAGAAGUAAAAUAAUUAUCAGCGAUUUAAAAUGUGCGACGACGACGUAGCAGCCUUAGUAGUUGACAAUGGAUCGGGAAUGUGCAAGGCAGGAUUUGCAGGAGACGAUGCCCCACGUGCUGUGUUUCCUUCAAUCGUUGGGAGACCUAGAUACCAGGGAAUCAUGGUCGGGAUGGGACAAAAAGAUAGUUACGUAGGAGAUGAAGCGCAAAGUAAAAGGGGUGUUUUAACGGUUAAAUAUCCUAUUGAACAUGGGAUCGUAACGAAUUGGGACGACAUGGAAAAGAUCUGGCACCAUACUUUCUAUAACGAGCUGAGAAUCGCGCCGGAAGAACAUCCGGUCCUUUUAACCGAGGCUCCUCUGAAUCCUAAAGCUAACAGGGAAAAGAUGACACAAAUAAUGUUUGAAACUUUUAAUUCUCCAGCGAUGUAUGUUGCUAUACAAGCUGUUUUAUCGCUUUACGCUUCGGGACGCACUACAGGCAUUGUAUUAGAUAGCGGCGACGGAGUUUCGCACACGGUGCCGAUUUAUGAGGGAUAUGCCUUGCCACACGCAAUCCUGCGUAUGGACUUGGCCGGUCGCGAUUUAACCGACUACCUUAUGAAGAUCUUAACCGAAAGAGGGUAUUCCUUUACCACGACCGCCGAGCGUGAAAUCGUUCGAGAUAUUAAGGAAAAACUGUGCUACGUUGCUUUAGAUUUUCAACAGGAAAUGGCUACGGCUGCCGGUUCAAGUGCUCUCGAAAAGAGUUACGAAUUACCAGACGGUCAGGUAAUCACCAUCGGAAACGAACGCUUCCGGUGCCCGGAAGCGAUGUUCCAACCAAGUUUCCUAGGCAUGGAAUCAUGCGGGAUACACGAGACAACGUACAAUUCGAUCAUGAAAUGCGACGUUGAUAUUCGUAAGGAUUUGUAUGCGAACUCAGUUUUAUCAGGCGGUACGACCAUGUAUCCAGGUAUCGCGGAUAGGAUGCAAAAGGAAAUAACGGCACUGGCUCCGUCCACGAUGAAGAUCAAGAUAAUCGCGCCACCGGAAAGGAAAUACUCCGUUUGGAUCGGUGGCUCGAUCUUGGCUAGCUUGAGCACCUUCCAACAAAUGUGGAUUUCGAAGCAAGAAUACGAUGAAUCGGGACCGUCUAUUGUGCAUAGAAAGUGUUUCUAAGUUUCUUUGUAUUUUUUGUUUUUUUCGUUUUGUGUGGUUUUUUUUUUUUUCGGAUAAAAAAAGAAAUUUCACUACAUUCCGUUAAAAAAUUAUCAGUUAAUAUUA
Molecule: messenger RNA, 1678 nt
Organism: Osmia lignaria (orchard mason bee)
Lineage: Eukaryota; Metazoa; Arthropoda; Insecta; Hymenoptera; Megachilidae
Product: actin, clone 403
Source: RefSeq, a predicted model, not a curated record